AUGGCUGAUGAGAUACGUAGAAGGCGAAGACAAGAUCUGACAAAUGGGUAUGUGAUUGACGAAGAGGAUGGACCUCAGACUACUGAUGAUGUGCUGGCCGAUGAGCCAGUU
This is a messenger RNA of Anisakis simplex (herring worm), 111 nucleotides long. Lineage: Eukaryota; Metazoa; Nematoda; Chromadorea; Rhabditida; Anisakidae. The record is from the annotation of a GenBank genome assembly.